Leptopilina heterotoma is the source of this 903-nucleotide messenger RNA. RefSeq lists its product as uncharacterized. The coding region runs from base 1 to 903 and encodes 300 amino acids. NCBI's taxonomy places the organism in Eukaryota, Metazoa, Arthropoda, Insecta, Hymenoptera, Figitidae. The transcript has a single exon. The record is from RefSeq and is a predicted model, not a curated record. Gene Ontology annotation, molecular function: nucleic acid binding; RNA-DNA hybrid ribonuclease activity.
AUGGUCAACUGGCUCUAUCAGAUGGUCUUAAAACCCAGGUUUCUUCACGCGGUGGUUGUUUGGUGGUCUAGGACUCAACUGAUAACGGUUAAAGAGAAACUAGACCAACUGCAAGCAAUGAUUUUCAGGGGUAUUACGGGAGCUAUGAGAACCACGCCAACAGCUGCGUUGGGAUUCAUGCUAGCCGAGGUACCUCUGCAUAUUGCCGCGGUGAAAAAGGCGGCUCUUACUAUGAUCAGGUUAACCGCACAGGGAAGGUGGAAGGUUGGUGGUAUACACACCAAGCUUCCACGCUCAAUUCUAUCAAUUCCAGAAUUAAGUAUGGUGCAAGUUAGAAUGAUCAAGAGGGUGAAAUUUAAACUCCGCUUUAAGAUCAUUACACCUUCCAGAAUUGACUGGAAGAAAGGUUUUCAACUUGGGGACGAAGUCUGGUAUACAGACGGCUCCAAGAUGGACUGCGGUGUAGGCUUCGGAAUUUAUCGAAAAACUGUCUGCAUUAAAGUGGCUGCGUCACCAGGACAAUAUGCCACGGUCUGGCAGACAGAGGUCUGCGCGAUUUUAACUUGCGCCCAAAUAUCCAUUCGAAAUGGAACAAAGGGCAAGAGGAUUAGUAUUUGUGUAGAUAGUCAGGCGGCCUUAGGGGCUCUGAAAAAUCCCACAAUAGAAUCAAAACUCGUUUGGGAAUGCCGUAGCGUACUAGAUGAGUUAGGUUCAGCAAAUAAACUUUCAUUGAUUUGGGUACCGGGACACUCGGGAAUCAAGGGUAAUGAAAGAGUAGACGUCUUUGCGAAAAUCGGUUCCGAGACGGAAUUUAUAGGUCCUGAACCAGCAGUGGCAAUAAUGCCUUGCUUGGUUAAGGGAGUCAUAGGAAGAUGGGGUCAAAAAGAGCAUGAGAAGUAUUGA